AUGGAUCGUGAUAUUAAUGAAUUUCAACUUAUCUCGGAAAAAAUAAAAGUAUCUACUAUAGCCAAAGAAGCUAAAGAUGUACAUUUUGAAAGAAAUAUUAGUGUUAGUGAUGAAGAUUUAUUAUUGACAAAUAAAUUAAACAAUGAACAACGAACAGCUUACAAUAUAAUCCUUGAAAGAGUGUUCUCAAAUAAAACUGGGGCUUUCUUUAUUGAUGGUCCUGGUGGAACUGGUAAAAGUUUUUUAUAUCGUGCAUUAUUAGCUACUGUGAGACAUAGAGGGUUUAUAGUUUUGGCAACUGCAAAUUCUGGUGUUGCAGUCUUGCUUCUUCCUAGAGGUCGCACUGCUCAUUCUCGAUUUAAAUUGCCUAUAAAUAUUGAUGGAAAUUUUAGUUGUAAUAUUAGCAAACAAAGUUCAUUGGCAUCUUUAAUCCGUGAUGCAAAAUUAAUAGUUUGGGAUGAAAUCUCAAUGGCAAAAAAAAAAAGAUCGUAG
Messenger RNA from Capsicum annuum, 492 nucleotides. RefSeq names its product ATP-dependent DNA helicase PIF4-like. The record is from RefSeq and is a predicted model, not a curated record. Gene Ontology annotation, biological process: telomere maintenance; DNA repair. NCBI's taxonomy places the organism in Eukaryota, Viridiplantae, Streptophyta, Magnoliopsida, Solanales, Solanaceae. The transcript has a single exon. Bases 1 to 492 code for a protein of 163 amino acids. Gene Ontology annotation, molecular function: DNA helicase activity.